UGUCCCCUCCACACUCGACAUUCAUAUUCAUGCACCCAGGCCACAACGCCACCUUUCCUCUCCUCUUAUAUACUCUUCCUUUUCCUCAUCUCUUCUUAGUUCUUACCUUCAACAACUCUCUAAUCUUCAACCUUAAUUAACAUCCCACACAAACACAAUCAUGCUUUCCCAUCUUCAUUUGGAUGCCACUGAGCUCAGAUUGGGCCUCCCCGGCUCCAAUGACGACGUGCCUUCCACCAACAAGAGACCCUCCCCCGAGGACCAUCAAACUCCACCCGCGCCAAAAGCGCAGAUAGUGGGGUGGCCGCCGGUGAAGUCGUACCGGAAGAGCACGGCCGCAUCACAGAAUGCGGAGGCGGAGAGUGGGAUGUAUGUGAAAGUAAGCAUGGAUGGAGCUCCUUAUCUAAGGAAGAUUGAUAUCAAGCUUUACAAUGGAUAUUCCCAUCUUCUCACUGCUUUGGAAGACAUGUUCAAGCUCUCUAUAGGUGAAUAUUCAGAGAGGGAAGCGUACAAAGGGUCAGAAUAUUCGCCUGCGUACGAGGAUAAAGAUGGCGAUUUGAUGCUCGUUGGAGAUGUUCCAUGGGAAAUGUUCAUGCCUUCUUGCAAGAGACUGAGGAUCAUGAGAGGAGCAGAUGCCAGAGGUUUGGCUUCUGCUCAAUAGUUGACGAUGAAGCGCGACCUAGUUGAUAAGACGCUUCUGUUUUAUCAAUGUUUUAUGAUCAUGUAAUGUUUUUUGUUUUUUAAUUGAAAAAAAAAACAUACUAUAUACUUAGGUGUAGAGGAAUACUGAGAAAAUACAUACUAUAUAUAUUCAUUGUUUCGAGUUGGGUUUGUGUUUUUUCGAUCAUAUUGUGAUACAAUAUGGUUGAUAUUGUUGCUCAAUUCUAGUUUUUCUUGAAUAGAAUUCUGGAUUCUAUUUUACAUGUAUUGUUGCUAUUAUCCACAAUAUCUGAGAUUGAGGAAAAAUUUGUUCUUCGUUUUAUA
Molecule: messenger RNA, 984 nt
Organism: Salvia splendens (bonfire salvia)
Lineage: Eukaryota; Viridiplantae; Streptophyta; Magnoliopsida; Lamiales; Lamiaceae
Product: auxin-induced protein 22B
Exons: 4
Coding region: 161-661 (166 amino acids)
Biological process (GO): regulation of DNA-templated transcription
Cellular component (GO): nucleus
Source: RefSeq, a predicted model, not a curated record